Molecule: messenger RNA, 1290 nt
Organism: Ziziphus jujuba (common jujube)
Lineage: Eukaryota; Viridiplantae; Streptophyta; Magnoliopsida; Rosales; Rhamnaceae
Product: TLC domain-containing protein At5g14285-like
Exons: 1
Coding region: 405-1151 (248 amino acids)
Cellular component (GO): membrane
Source: RefSeq, a predicted model, not a curated record
UAAGUGCCUUCAAACAGGAAAUUUGAACUGCUACUAGCAUUAAUCAAAAGUUCACGUCAGACCACUACAUCAUGAUUUUAUGAUUGACGGCAAUUGAUUCAAAAUAUUUAAUAUCACGUGGCCCUGGUUUUCUGUUUGCUGUUUUCUUUUUUCUUUUCUUUUUUUCUUUUUUUUUUUUUUUAAUCUGUCUCUUCCUCAAAUAUUUCUCUCACAAUUUCCUCACUUUUCACUAAAAUCUCUCGUAAGCAUCAAAAGCUGUGGACCUUCAAUUCAAUACCUUCUUAUCUCUCUCUCUCUCUCUCUCUCUCAACCCUAGUUCCCAUGCAUGGUCCCAAAGUUUAACGAAUUCUUAACCUUGCUUCUUCUUUCUCUAUCUCUUGGUACUUCCUUUGGUUUAGUUUCUCAUGGAGACCCAAAUUCUUUUCACCCCAAGCUUACCUACAUUCUUCUUUCUGUUUUUCUUGCUUUAUCUUUUUGCAUAUUUUGGGGUUUUUAAGAACUGGGGUCCGAAACAUCAAGCAGAAGCUUCAAGCUGCUUAAUCUCUCUAGCUCAUGGAACUCCAGCUGUUAUAUUAGCCAUCUAUGGACUAACUCAUACUCAAACACCACCUACUUUUGAUUCUCCAAAUACCACACUUCAAAACGUUGUGCUUGAAUACAGCUUAGCCUACUUCUUAGUCGACCUGUUCCACUACAUGGUUUUCUUCCCUAAUGAUAUCCUCUUUAUAUUACACCAUUUAGCAACACUCUAUGUAUUUGUGACUUGUCGUUAUGUGGUUCGCCAUGGUGGUUUUGCUCUCCUUGUACUUCUUGUUCUUGCCGAGGUCACCAGUUGCUGUCAGAAUGUCUGGAGUCUUUCUUCUUUUCGAAAGGCUGAUGACCCUUUGGCUGCAAAAUUACAUGAAUUUUUGACUCCUCGUUUCUAUGCUUUUUAUAGUGUUUUCAGAGGAAUUAUUGGACCUGCUUUUGUUUUUAAAAUGGGGGUUUUUUAUGUAAGUGGGGCAGCUGAUGCCGUGAUUCCGAGGUGGGCAUGGAUUUCUUGGAUGGUUGUGAUUGGAACUGCUAUAUUGGUUAGCAUAGCAUGGGUCCUGGAUCAUUGGGUUGAUUGGAAGAGAGAGAGAGGUUACAGGGCGCAGAAGAAGGUGAGAUAGGAAAAUAAGAAUUUUUUUUCUUUUUUAAAUUGUUCGUUCAACUUUUUUCUAUGAUAAUUAUGUAAAAAUAUGAACUUUUUGCAAGAUGCGACGUUAAUCUGUAUACACUUAACUACUUCUACUACAAGCAUUUAUGAUA